AUGUCGGAAACAGACACUGAUCGAACACGUCGCCUAAUAAUAGCCUCUUUCUGGACAGUGAUAUUAAUCGGUCUGCCACUAUGGUGGAAAACGACUGACGUAUACAGGGCACAAUUGCCAUUCACUGAAAUAGAGCAAUGGUCUCGGUGGGAGGCUUCGAAUCUUGUAUUUCCACUAGAUUUUACUUUCUAUUUCGCCGAAGAGGAUGAGACACCAAUAGAACUUGAGCAAUUGUCGGAAAAUAUCGAACGCGCACUUAACGAGCAGUUCUCUCGAGAUGCAGAAGCGGAUGGGUUGGUUACACAGUUGUCUGUUACUGUCGAUAGCGUAAAGUGGAAACAAUGGGAUAAAAUCGUUAGGAAAGAGAAUGAGAUUGAUGUUGAUUCAUUCGGGAAUUCGAUGGAAGAGUUCAAUGGAAGAUACGAAUUUUAUAUUGCCCCGGGAGAUGGUGAUAUGCGAGUUAAUUUGGGAAACAGUAGAUGCGCAUUUGUACAGAUUAAUCGUAAAGAUUGGAACGAACUUGCAAUAACCAAGAUUUUACCGUCUCUCCUCUUCUCCUUCUUCCAUUCCGAGUAUUUACUGCUCUCUGCUCUCUUCAAACCUCCGUCGCCCGAAGAAAAGCCUAACAUUGAUAACAUGCGCGCGAUGAAGUACUCUCCACGUUAUCAAAUAACAUUCAGUCUAAUGAAUGCAUGCCCAUCAACAUUGCUUGUCGAUUGGAACAUUGAAGAAGCCGUGAAUAUGUAUUUAAAGCCGUUCUUGGAUGAAUUGAAAAUUCUCUCAGAGGUUACGGUUGAUUCGCAAGUGCAGUAUUAUGCUCAGCUGACUGUUACUCCAGAGAAAAACGAGAAUGAGGGUUAUUAUUAUUUGAGACCGGAAAUGUUACCACAUUUUGUUAAUUCUGCAGAAUGGAAUUUAGCAUCUGCCGUGUCUUCAUAUCCAACUCUCAACCUGAUUUUGUAUACACCAGAAGCAAAUCAAAGCCCUUUACAUAUUCACAAUUCCAAAGGUCAUCCUAUCGAUAAUAAUGCAUUUCUUAUACCUCGAUGGGGAGGCAUUGUUAUAAGUAACCCUCAAACAACCAACAAUUCAUACAAACUUACGGUUGAAGAAUUAAAACCAAUAAUAGAAAUAUUUAUAUCACAAUUGCGUGGAUUACUAGGUGUGAGGAAAUUUACCUCAGACGACAAGGAAUUAUCUGCAAAAGUCAGAUAUGCACCUCCCCCAAGUACAGCCAUAACAGCAUGGGAGUUGGAUAGUUUAAUCCGUCAUCGUACGGCCGAGAACAUCGUUGCUGCAAUAUCUACUCUGAAAUCUCUGUCUCAGCUAGUGAGCGAGAUUCCUAAUAUGGUGGUACUAGACCACAUCCAGACUGAGGUGCUGCAAGCACUAGAUAGCCUAAAAGAGUCCUGCGAGAACCUCCGCACAAUGAGCUAUGUUGCCGCGUUGAACCACGCCAAGCAGGCACUUGAGAGAUCAGAAUCUGCAUUCUUUGACCCGACAAUGGUAUCCAUGCUCUAUUUCCCUGACGAACACAAGUACGCGAUAUACAUGCCAUUGUUUGUACCUGUGUCAGUGCCGCUAUUGAUUGCUUUGCUACGAGAAGCGAAAAAGAAAAAGUAA
This is a messenger RNA of Paraglomus brasilianum, 1623 nucleotides long. NCBI's taxonomy places the organism in Eukaryota, Fungi, Glomeromycota, Glomeromycetes, Paraglomerales, Paraglomeraceae. The record is from the annotation of a GenBank genome assembly.